This is a messenger RNA of Saccoglossus kowalevskii, 1833 nucleotides long. Its product is annotated as kelch-like protein 11. NCBI's taxonomy places the organism in Eukaryota, Metazoa, Hemichordata, Enteropneusta, Harrimaniidae. The record is from RefSeq and is a predicted model, not a curated record. Gene Ontology annotation, molecular function: protein binding.
AUGGCGGACGAGUUUGUUUAUCUGGAAAAUUUGAAGGACCAGGAAAAGGUCGAUGAAUAUGAAAUUCUACAUCGUUUAAAAUUUAAUAACGACAUUCUUUCACACCUGAACGACCAACGAAAAAAUGGAGUACUCUGUGAUAUGACUCUAGUUGUUGACAAGCACGAAUUCAACGCCCACAAAUGUAUGCUGGUUGCUUGCAGUCCUUACUUCGAAUCACUUUUACGUUGCAACUGGAGGGAGGCCCAGACCGGUAAGGUUGAGCUCGAGUGUACUUCAGUUGAAGGUAUGGAGGCCAUAUUGAAUUACAUGUAUACUGGAGUUAUCACACUUUCCAUGGAUACCGUAGAGGAUAUAAUAAGAGGUGCUGACCACCUAUUAUUAACAACACUGAAGCGCAAGUGUGAGAAUUUUGUCAUUGAUCGUCUGGAUGCACGUACUUGUCUGUGGGCACUGCAAAUAUUACAGCCGUACUUUGGUGAGAAAGAUUUUCCAUGUCUCAGAGUCAAAUCACUACGAGUUUUGGCGUAUCGUUUUUCCGAAGUUUUACAAGACAAAGAAUGUGAGCCACUGUUGAUGCAACUUUCUGCUAACUCGGUAUGUGAUAUAUUAGCACAUGCUAAUCUGGCUGUUAGGAAGGAGGAAGAUUUGUUUGAGUUUCUUUUAAAAUGGGUCAAUCAUGCUCGAAAGGAACGGGAAAAGGAUUUCUCCAGAUUGUUCUGUAAGCUACACCUUAGCCAGGUUGACACGCAGUACUUAACUGGCCGCAUACAGAAAGAAUCACUUGUUCAGCAUAACCACGAAAGUAGAAAGUAUGUCACAGAUGUGCUAAAUUUCACUUCGUCACCCGACACAAGCCCUGAUGUGGAAGUGUUCAAACCACGGCCAGCUAGAUUGGUAGAUGUAGUUGUUUGUUUAUGCCAAAGUAAUGGUGGACCAUUACUUGGAUAUUUGCUUGAAGAAAGGUACUGGAUAUACUUAUCGCAACUUGAAGUUGAUUGUGAUACAAUUUUUGAUGAACUUGCUGUAGGACUGGGAAAUCGACUGCUUUCAUUUUGUUCUGGUUGGGAUGUACCUGAUAGUGGUGACCAUGUAGUAAUUAAGGCGUUAUCAUAUAUGUAUGAUCCUUUGACAGACCACCAUGUCAAUUUACCUUCUAGUCCCAAAUAUCAUUAUACAUUCGGUAAAGCCCUGGUGUGUUGUGGAAAAGUAUAUUUAAUUGGAGGUGAAGCAAUUCAGGGUGUUGACGCACUUCACCGUAAUUCCUUUCAGUCUGGUUUGACUGUUGAAAUGUUGGACCCUGGUAGCACUAGCUGUUGGGUAGAGAAGCAGCCACUGCCGGAAGAGCCAGGUUGCAUACUACAUGCAGUGGCUACCAAAGAUAGAUAUAUCUACGUUGUAUGUUAUGGUUCUGGGUUGCUGAAGGUGUUACGACUUGAUACGGAAUGUGAUAUAUGGAGAUCUGUGUUUAGAAUUGAAGUUGCAAACCAGAAAGAAUGUAUUCCGUGUAUCGAGAUAAAAAAAGAAGACAGAAUUGAAGUGCAAGCAUUGAAUAACACAGCAGUUGUCAUUCCAUAUAAUACAAGUCAUGAUGUAUACACCAAAGAGUCUACAUUUCCACAAAUUCCAAUUCUGAGAAUAGGUGCUGGUGUAUGCAAUAUAAAAGGUGACAUAUUCGUUUGCGGUGGCCAUGAUAGUUCUGAGGAUAUGCUCGCUACUGACUCUGUCUGCAUGUUUGACUCUUCCUCUCAAUCUUGGGUAGACUUGCCUCAAAUGCCAGAAAAACAGAUUGUAACAACUUGUGCAUUGUUGCAGAUGCCUUAUUUUAGUUAG